Molecule: messenger RNA, 2444 nt
Organism: Anguilla rostrata (American eel)
Lineage: Eukaryota; Metazoa; Chordata; Actinopteri; Anguilliformes; Anguillidae
Product: matrix metalloproteinase-25-like
Exons: 9
Coding region: 598-2187 (529 amino acids)
Biological process (GO): extracellular matrix organization; collagen catabolic process; proteolysis
Cellular component (GO): extracellular matrix
Molecular function (GO): metalloendopeptidase activity; zinc ion binding
Source: RefSeq, a predicted model, not a curated record
GAAAUAAAUAACCGAGACCGAGAAAAGUUUCUUACGUUUGGUUUAAAGUGGCCUGUUUGUGUCUAUUACGCAUAUAAAUCUCAAACAUCACGUGAACGAGCUUUACAAUUACCCUGCUUUGUGAAUGCGACCAACAUUUCUUGCACUCUUCGCAGCGUGUUUAGCUGGUGAAACGACUGGGACAGCUAUCCAAACCUCUGGAAUAACGAUUCGCUUUUUCCAGUUGUAAAACAGCUGUGGUUUAGAGGUUCAAAUCUGAGGUUUAAUCCCCAGCUAAGCACGCAGUUGACCCUUCAUAUUUUCGUCUUGUGUGUAGUUAAUGUAUUUGUAACACUUCCUGGUGUGUGCUCAGUUAUUCGGGAAUUGUGUAAAAGAACAGCCAGUUAGUUUCCACUGGGAUUUGUACCUGUGAUUUGCAUGUGGUCCGCAGGUGUAGGACAAGAAAAGUAUGUAAUGCGCGCGCGGGUAGGUCAGAAUCCCGUGCUUGUUUCAAAGCUGCAUUCGACUUUGCCUGUCAAUAAAUGAGCACAAUGGUUCAAGGAAUCGAUCCGUCUGGUCGCUGAAAUUGCUACAGUAUUUAAAUAGAUUAUCAUUUAAAUGUUGCUCUUAAAGCGCCCACACAGCUCACUUUUGGUAUUCGCUCGCAGCCCUCAAACGCGCAGUACCUCCAUGUUCCCAUCAGAUGAAGACACUCUUGCCCUUAUGGCAACCCCUCGCUGUUCUCUCCCUGAUAUUGUGGGACCGGAAGACAUGCUGAAAAAGAGGAGGAGGAAGAGAUAUGCUCUGUCAGGGCUGCGCUGGGACAAAACGGACAUAACUUGGAGCGUCCACAGCUUCCCUACCAUAGGCACCCACAUACAGUCUGAUUCAGUUAAUCCAAUCCUUGCUCAUGCCCUCAAAGUGUGGAGCGAUGUUACACCGCUGAGCUUUCAUUAUCUAUCCGAGACUUACGGACAAGGAGCCGGACAGGGGGGAGACAUAAGGGUGUCCUUCUCUCGAUCUUUUCACGACGAUGGAUACCCCUUCGAUGGUAUAGGAGGGACUCUUGCUCAUGCGUUCUUCCCUGGCACGGGCGACAUUGCAGGGGACACGCACUUCGACGAUGAGGAAAUCUGGAGCUAUGGAGGGAACAGUGGCAGCACAGACCUAUUCGCAGUGGCUGUACAUGAGUUUGGCCAUGCCCUGGGUCUCUCCCAUUCUUCUUCUGAUCCUUCCAUCAUGAGGCCCUAUUACCAGGGUCCAGUUGGGGACAUUGCAGCAUAUAAACUUCCCAUGGAUGACAGACUGGCCAUCCAGACACUGUAUGGGGUUAGAAAAGCCUCCCCUACACGCCCUCCAGGUGACGUACCUGGUCCUCCUCGUCCUCCUCUCCUGCCCAGUCCUGAUCCUCCAAGACCAACACAAAAGCCAAACCACUCUCUUCCCAAUCGCUGCAAUGGGAGCUUUGAUGCAGUGGCUCAUAUCAGAGGAGAGAUCUUCCUCUUCAAAGGCCCGUAUUUCUGGCGGAUCAAGCAGUCGGGUUCAUUGGUUUCUCUUUCCCCAGCUUUGAUAUGUAAUUUCUGGAUUGGGAUCCCCCCAGGAAUUGAAAAAGUUGAUGCUGUGUACGAGAGGAAGAGUGACAGUCACAUAAUUUUCUUUAUUGGAAAUCAGUAUUGGGUCUUCAAUGGCGCCAAAUCCCUUCCUGGGUACCCACAUCCACUCUCAGAGUGGGCAAUGAGGUCAAGAGAUGGUUAUGAGAUACAGAGAGUGGAGGCUGCAUUUGUAUGGGACCACAAUGGGAAGACCUACCUAUUCAGUGGUAGGCAGUUUUGGAGGUUUGAUGAAGAGAGGAGAGGAAUGGAGAGAAAGCUGGAUGGAGACUACCCAAAAGAUGCUACUCUCUGGGCAGGUGUACCCCCUGACCCUGAUGACAUUUUCAGCAGGGGAAAUGGUGAUACUUAUUUCUUCAAGGGAAAUUCCUACUGGAUGCUGAAGCAAGGUGGGAUAAAUCAAGAGGCUGUUGCAUCCAAAUCUAUUGCAGUUGACUGGAUGAGAUGUGCCCCAUCGCCAACUGCUGCCUAUGCUCCAGCCAAGCCUCGGAAUGAGGACUGCAGCUGUACAGUGAACAGGGCUUUAACAUUACGGGAUUCUAAUUGGAUCAUGCUACUCUCCAUCAUUUUGAUUUUUUGCCUUUCCCAAAUUAGGUAAUUAUUUGGCCAAAAAGUGUUAUAUUUUUAUUGCACGUUAAAUUCUGAUAAAACAUGUAUCAGCCAUUUUAAAUACUGUGUUUUAAAUACUACAUUUCAAAUUUGAUCUCUUAAAUUGUAUAUUUAAUUACAUUUCUUUUCCUUUCUUUCUUUCUUUCCUUUUUCUUUAAUGCAUCUCUGUUCUGCAUUAUUUGUAAAGUGUAUUGGGACCAUGCUGCAUGGUGAUUCUGCACUUUAAAUAAAAAUUGAUUGAUUGAU